This is a messenger RNA of Chilo suppressalis (striped riceborer), 2333 nucleotides long. NCBI's taxonomy places the organism in Eukaryota, Metazoa, Arthropoda, Insecta, Lepidoptera, Crambidae. The record is from the annotation of a GenBank genome assembly.
UGGAAUCUUGCGGAAUCGAAUCCUUUAAUAAUUAGUACACAAUUGACAUUAAAAAAUAGGAAAAUUAUAAACUAUUUAUUGCUAGGCAACAAAGGAUCAUCCAUGGUCAGGAACUAUGGAUAUAGAUUUCAUCACACUAAUUGUGAUGUUUUAUUAACAGGGGCGGUUGGUGGUGAUGGUGAUGACAGCGAUGAUAAGGAGAAGGAAGAAGAAGCCGAACGCGAGCGGCAGGAGGCCAUCCGCGAAGCAGAGGAUAGGCGCAAGGAGAAACAUCGCAAGAUGGAGGAGGAGAGAGAGAAGAUGAGACAGGAGAUCAGGGACAAGUACAAAAUCCCUAAGAAAGAGGAGGUGGUGGAGCAGCAGCCGAUGGAACCGGACAACCCUCUGAUGAGGAAGAAGAAGACUCCCGAAGAGCUCGCCGCGGAAGCAGAACUAGAAGACCAGGAUGAGUUCACUAAGUUGAAAAACACCAUCGAAACGCAAGUGAACGAACUGAAGUCACAGAUUGAGAGUAAAUGUGUGAUGCAGUGAGCGGGCACCGCUCUACCAUACCAUUACCCGAAUACAUGAUGUAGCUGCUAAGAUCAUUGUUAUGACGAUGUUUCACAAUCCGUAUUCAUACCGAUAUACCCCCAGCCCCCAUCCCUCUCCCCCCACAAAAGGAUGACACAAAAGUAUUACGUUCGGGAACAGUAUCAUUCGCGCUCAAGAUUUUUGUGUAGGAGAGAUUCGAAUUCUAAAUUUUGUAGUUGGCUAGUGGCGCGUUGGUGCUUAAUAAUGAGCAAUAAUAUUUUUAUACAUUCAUAAAAAAAUUUGGAGAGCAGCCCAUGAACAUAACAUUAAAGAAGCGCGUUCAGACGAAGGUCAAAAAGUCACCUGGACAGAAACAACACCACUACGUAGUGUGAAACAAUCCAGUUUUAUAUGUUGACGCUUGUGAUAUAUUGUUAUUUAAGUGUAAUGAGGAAAUAAAUAUAAAUACAACUAGAGAAAAAAAAACGGUGUAAUAUUAAUUAAAGGAGGAGAAAAGUAUUUUAAGGAAGUUUAGCACGCGUGUAGGUACUCAAAAUUCGACUGUGUAACUAAGUCAACACUAUCUCAUCUAUUCUCAUCUACUUCGAGAGUUCAAAUUUACAUUGAAAUAACAAUGUAUUUCUGAUAUUUGUUUUCAUCCAAAUUCCGUGAGCUUGACGUACUUCUACUAGGUAUCGCCGGUACAAAACUACGAUGUCCAACGCCGGCGCUGUAACUACGUGGCUUCGCUCUUCGCUAACUUUUCACACUUUAAAUAAUUCUUCGACUUUUGCCUCUAAAUCUUUUGCAUGCGUGCUUAUGCAGUGUAAAUCGAUAUUGUGUCAGUGUAUUUUGUUUAGGUGUACAUACCAGUAAUCGUCCUAGCCUUAAUAACCACAUCGAACAUAAAAUAGGUACAAGACGUAUUGUUAAACCGACGCAAAUCUGAGAAGACCGAAUUGUACGGUCGUGUCAUUCACAGAUUUGGUAUCGUCCAUUUUGUUCUGCAUGUCUAAUAUAAGAUCAAUAUUCGUUUAGACGUAAAUAAUGUGUAAAGAAAUGUAGAUAACACUCUUCUCGUUGUUUUACCGUUGAACCAAUAGCGUAGUUGACGCGACGUGGUUUAAAUCUAAUGUUUUAUCGAUGUUUUACGCUUAGAUAUAAAGUUAACACAUCGUGUGAGCGAAUUUUUCGAGCGAUUAUAGCCCUUUGGUGCAGUGGUGAGUAUGCUGAAAGAACAAAGUCAUCUAGGUACAAAAUACACGGCGUGACACAACGACACAAAGGCUUGUAGGUGAUGCUGCCUAACGCUGGUGCAGAUUUGAAGCCAUUUGGCAUAGAACAGAGCUAAUUGUUCGAACAAUUAACUCCACUUAAGCUACAAAUGCAAAAGAUUUGUUAUCGUCAAAAGCUGUGAUAUAUGAAUAAUAAAACUAACGCUGUGCGCCAAACGCGGCCUGACCGCUCGCGCUCUUUUAAAUUUUCUCGUUAGCUUCUUCUACUUUGGAUCUAUUACUUAAAUAUAAAUCAUCACCACCAUCUCUACCGCUAUUCUAUCUUCUAGUAGAUUUCCGAUCUCGACUGACUUACUUGAAAACAGCACAUCAUGUAUUUCCACUUUAAUUUAAGUUAAUUUGAACUAUUGACGUAUUGUUUGAUAGCAACGCUUAAUGAAUUUGCUUUUACACUUCUCAAUUAAGACAUAUUUUUGCAUCGUCAUUAUGUUAACUAAACUUUGGUCAAUUAUACCUAUCCUCACACUGUUAAUUGCAAAAUCAGUUCUUAAAAAUACUAUUCAAUAUACACUUAAUGUAAAUACU